UUUUAUCGAAAAAGAAAAAAUUACUUCAGUGGGCUUCAGUGGACCCUUUGUACGUGUUUGUUUGGGGUCCGUGGAUUUAACAAAGCGCUCUGGGAUCGUUUAAUCUUGCCUGGUUCCGUCAGGUCGGAGGUCACCCUGCGCGCCUCUCAUCAUCCACACAGAACAAGGAGAAGCUUAGAGACAAACAAACGCAUACGGGACGGUUCGAGUCCACGGCUUCUCUUUAAAACUGACACCUGAGUUACAAACCACGGCAGCGGUUCUGAUCUCUGUGUCGCCGAGGUCGGAGAUCAGCGCUAACUUAUCCGUUAGUCUGGCUAACCCUGCUAGCCGCGUUAGCUGGCUGAGAGGGAACUCAGUAGCUAGUAGCUCCACUUCGAGCUAGCUUAACUUUAAGGACAUUUCUGUGAUUGGAGGAGUGAGAAGACUGAAGAAGACAUGCAGGAGAUACUGGCCAACGUGGACCACAUAAAGUUUGACCUGGAGAUUGCUGUAGAGCAGCAGCUGGGAGCGCAGCCGUUGCCCUUCCCCGGCAUGGACAAGUCUGGGUCUGCUGUGUGUGAGUUCUUCAUGAGAGCUGCGUGUCAGAAAGGUGGGAUGUGUCCGUUCCGACACAUCAGCGGAGAGAAGACGGUGGUGUGUAAACACUGGCUCAGAGGACUGUGUAAGAAGGGAGACCAGUGCGAGUUUCUUCAUGAAUAUGACAUGACCAAGAUGCCUGAAUGCUACUUCUACUCCAAGUUUGGUGAGUGCAGCAACAAAGAGUGUCCGUUCCUUCACAUCGAUCCAGAGUCUAAGAUCAAAGACUGUCCCUGGUAUGACCGAGGCUUCUGCAAACAUGGUCCUGACUGCAGACACAGACACACCAGAAGGGUGAUCUGUGUGAACUACUUGGUGGGAUUCUGUCCAGAAGGAAAAUCCUGUAAAUUUAUGCACCCCCGAUUUGAGCUGCCCAUGGGCGCAUCUGAACAGCCUCCUCUGCCACAGCAAAACCAGAACCAGGCAAAGCCUGUGCCUACCAUCGGCCGCUCGUCGGUCUCUUUAAUCCAGCUGACCAACUCCAGCACAGCACAGCGGCAGCAGAACAACGUGACGGCUGCUGCUCAGCAGAAUAAUCUAAAUGCCAACAGAGGGCCUCGUCCACUGGACCAGGUCACCUGCUACAAGUGUGGUGAGAAGGGCCACUAUGCCAACAAAUGCACUAAAGGCCAUCUUGCCUUCCUGAGUGGACAAUAACCUUGAGCCUCAAAGCCUGAACACCACAGUGCUGUAGCUCACUGCCCCUGAUGUGAGCAGAAGAGACGAAAGGGGAAAAAAAGACGCUCUGCUCUAUAUGCUGGUGUACCUAAAAAGACUUUAACUGCCACUUGUGUGUGACCUGACAGACACAGGGCAGUGGGAGGGAAACAUUGCUACUAUAUAUUUUUGAUCCUUACAAACUGCGAACACAUGAAAGUGGCAGGCACAGAAAAGGUUGACCGGCCCGAUUUGUUGGGUUUGUGCAGUCCAGGUGACUGAAGAGUCACUCCCAGGGUCCAGUCUGCAGCAAACAUCAAUACAGGUGUUGUUACUCACAUCAUGUGACUGCAACUGCCAGUCACAUGAUAUGUUCUGUGUAAGUCUGACCGUGAAAAAUUGAACAAAUGUGCUGUCAGUAGGAAUGUAAUUUAACGCAGUUUGUAGUCAGCACCCAAAUCCAAGCUCACUCUAAAAGUCACAUUUUGGGUCUUUCAGCCUGAAAGUAGUUCAUUUAGCAGCCGCGUGGCAGCACAAACCAGCUGGAGGAUGCGUUUUGUUAACAGUCUGAACAUAUUCUGUCUGUACAAAUAAAUGUUCUCGUUUCUGAUUUUA
This is a messenger RNA of Archocentrus centrarchus (flier cichlid), 1851 nucleotides long. It is a transcript of the gene cpsf4, whose product is annotated as cleavage and polyadenylation specific factor 4. Gene Ontology annotation, molecular function: zinc ion binding; RNA binding. The record is from RefSeq and is a predicted model, not a curated record. The transcript has 8 exons. Lineage: Eukaryota; Metazoa; Chordata; Actinopteri; Cichliformes; Cichlidae. Bases 439 to 1236 code for a protein of 265 amino acids.